Messenger RNA from Sorex araneus (European shrew), 1339 nucleotides. Its product is annotated as RNA-binding protein 8A-like. Gene Ontology annotation, cellular component: cytoplasm; exon-exon junction complex; nucleus. The record is from RefSeq and is a predicted model, not a curated record. Gene Ontology annotation, molecular function: mRNA binding. The transcript has a single exon. Gene Ontology annotation, biological process: RNA splicing. Lineage: Eukaryota; Metazoa; Chordata; Mammalia; Eulipotyphla; Soricidae. The coding region runs from base 38 to 613 and encodes 191 amino acids.
GGCCGCCUGGCCGCCUGUUCUCUCGACUUCAGUUAAAAUGAUUACUAAUCGACGAGCUGCGAGGAGUCCGGGAGAGACGGUGGACGUGCUGGAUCUUCACGGGGCGGGGGGCGAGGAUUUCGCCAUGGACGAGGAUGGGGACGAGAGCGUCCGCCGGCUGAAAGAAAAGGCCAAGAAACGGAAGGGCCGUGGCUUCGGUGCCGCAGAGGGGUCCCGGGCGCGGCCGCGAGCGGACGACGGCAGCGUGGAGCAGGACGGCGACGAGCCCGGGCCACAGCGCUCUGCUGAAGGCUGGAUCCUCUUCGGCACCGGAGUCCAUGAGGAGGCCACGGAGGAAGACAUCCACGACAAGUUCGCGGAGUACGGGGACAUCAGGAACAUCCACUUAAACCUGGACAGGCGAACGGGCUACCUGAAGGGAUACACCCUGGUGGAGUACGAGACCUACGAGGCGGCACGGGCUGCCCUGGAGGGGCUCGAUGGCCAGGACUUGAUGGGGCAGCCCAUCAGCGUGGACUGGUGCUUUGUCCGGGGCCCUCCCAAGGGCAAGCGGGGAGGGGGCCGAAGACGCAGCAGAAGUCCAGAGCGGAGACGUCGCCGAGAAGCCCUCUAGGUUCCCUGGGGUCCUGCUGCACACGUCAUUUGACACCGCAGCCUUGGAGAAAUGGUCUGGGGUGGAACUUGGUUUGCUUAUGUUUAGUGUUUUCCUAUUUGCUUAGUCGCUUUUUUUGAAUUAUGAAUAAAUGUUCCAUUUUUGUUUUCUAAAAAAAAGUGAUUACUAAUCAACCUUGUGUUUUAUUAAUCAACUACAAAAACCACGAACUGUUAUUUCAAAACUACUUUGACCAUAAAAAUAGAAGGUAUACAAAACGCUGUAAUCCUCAAAUAUUCAAAACAAUUUGAAAGGCAACUGUCAAUCACAAAUGCUUAAAAAUGACUAAAAACAUAUAGUUUACUUUCCUGAAAAUUAUCUUUAUGAAAAAGGGCACUUAGUGGAGCUAAAGAUUUUGUAAAAUAAGGAGCCUGUUGACUUUCCUAUAAAGCAGAUAUAUAUUUACAGUUUUAAAUAUAAAAAUAUAAAUAUAUUUGACAGAAAAGAUGAAAUAAAGAUUGGUGAAAAAUCCCAUCUCCCUUUCACUUGAAAAAAUUUUUUCCAGAGGCCAUGAGAACAAUACUGAUUUCAUUAGUUUUGUAUUGCCAGAAAAUCCUGAAUUGCAAAACAUUAAGGCAUUCACUGAAAUUUCAAAAGUGGGCUCGGAGUCUUUUGUUUUCUUCUCGGAGUCUUUCAAUUUCAGCCACCAAACCUUCAUUCACUGAGUAUCUUUCCAGUAAAGAGUGC